This is a messenger RNA of Micropterus dolomieu (smallmouth bass), 1986 nucleotides long. Its product is annotated as dynein axonemal heavy chain 12-like. Gene Ontology annotation, molecular function: protein binding. Gene Ontology annotation, cellular component: cytoplasm. Bases 56 to 1525 code for a protein of 489 amino acids. The transcript is spliced from 10 exons. NCBI's taxonomy places the organism in Eukaryota, Metazoa, Chordata, Actinopteri, Centrarchiformes, Centrarchidae. Gene Ontology annotation, biological process: intracellular signal transduction. The record is from RefSeq and is a predicted model, not a curated record.
GGUACCGCCACCUCGCUGUCCAGGACUGGGAUAAGGUUGACAACCCAGAAAAUCCAUGAAAGGUGUCAGUGCUGACUGCACUGACCUAGUGAAAUUCCUGAUCCUGCGGGGCUCCUGGGUGAACCAGAAGGGCCACUACGGUCGCUGUCCCCUCCACAAGGCCUCGGGGCUGGGCAAAGCGGCGCUGGUGACUCUGCUGCUGCAGGCCGGAGCACAGCCAGACCCUCGCUGCAACUUAGGCCUCAUGCCGCUGACACUGGCCGCUCAGGGAGGACACAUGGAGGGGAUGAAGAUUCUACUGAGUAGAGGGACGGACAUCCAGUCCCAGGGACAGGACAAAGAAUCCAUCUUGUACGAGGCAUCUUUGUCUGGAGAUCCAUCUGUCAUACGUCAUUUGCUGGACAACGGCGCCGACGCCAACAUCAUCCAACAUACAGGACGCAUGCCGAUUCACAGUGUUGCACGCCAAGGAUACCUGGAAGCUCUGAAGUUGCUGAUUCCAGUCACUUCUAUCAAAGAAGUAAAUAACAGUGGGAUGAGUCCUCUACACUCUGCUGCUGCAGGAGGACACCCACACUGCAUCAAGGCCUUGCUGGAUGCAGGUUAUGACCCAAACUAUAUGCUCCAUCCCUGGGUUCAACGUAGCUAUGACGACGAGAGGAAGUCUGCGCUCUUCUUCGCAGUCUCCAAUAAUGACGUGCCAUCAGCCAAACUGCUGCUGGAGGGCGGGGCCAUGGCCAACCAAGACCCAAUCAAAUGUCUUCAGGUUGCACUGCGUUUGGGAAACUAUGAGCUGAUUGAUCUGUUGCUGAGGUUUGGAGCCAACGUCAACUAUUACUGCAAAGUAAACACAACACACUUCCCUUCCGCUCUGCAGUACGCGCUCAAAGACGAGGUGGUCCUCAGGAUGCUGUGUAACUAUGGUUAUGAUGUGGGGCGCUGCUUUGACUGUCCCUAUGGCAGCGGCUCCCACAUCCCUGAAGGCUAUGAGGGAUGGACCAACUCUGUGAUCAAAGACAGCUUGUUCUGUGAGGUGAUCACUGUCUCCUGGCUGAAGCACCUCUCAGGUCAGAUGGUUCGCAUCCUGUUGGACUACGUGGAUCAUGUGACUUUGUGCUCCAAGCUGAAGGCGGCUGUGAUGGAACAGAAGCAGUGGCCCGACAUCUGUAGGCUGCAAGAGAACGUCCGUUGUCUGCAGCAUCUCUGUCGUCUGCGGAUACGUUGUUGUCUUGGUCGCCGGCGUCUCCGGUUGCCCUUCUUCAUGAGCUUCCUGCCAUUGCCUGGGCGACUGAAGGACUACAUCCUGUACCGGGAGUACGAUCUGUACGGCCGGCAGAGCAACUGCACAGCAGCAAGUCAGGAACAUGGUUCUUCCAAGGUUACCUGCAAGGUAACAUGUGCCAUCAUCAUUGCUUUGCACACAGAGAGCUUCACAGGCAAAAGAAUUGCUGCUAGUAAGAUGCACCUAAAUCAAUCAUUUAUCAGAUCAUCGAGAACUUCAAAGAGUAAGGUUCAGUUGUUAUAAAGAAGGCUUCAGGGCACCCCAGAAAGUCCAGCAAACGCCAGGACCGUCUUCUAAAGUUGAUUCAGAUGCAGGAUUACACACCACCAGUGCAGAGGAAUGUCAGCAGGCAAGGCAGGUGUGAGUGCAUCUACACACGCAGUGAGGCGAAGACUUUUGGAGGAUGGCCUGGUGUCAAGAAGGGCAGGAAAGAAGCCACUUCUCUCCUGGAAAAACAUCAGGGACAGACUGGUAUUCUGCAAAAGGUACAGGUACCUUCCGAUUGUUUGGGGCAACCGGAAUAAAGCUUGUCCGGAGAAGACAAGGUUAGCGCUAGCAUCAGUCCUGUGUCAUACCGACAGUAAAGCAUCCUGAGACUUCAAAUCACAUCACAAAAUGAGCCAUUAAAAUACAUUUUCAAAACUACAAACACCUAUCUAGCUAUCUUCAAGUAAAGUAAUCACCUCAGGCUAUACCAAACGGAA